UUGAGGAGGACUUGAAGGCAGCUUAACUUCUUCUCCGAAGUGAACUUGUGAACAGUAAAGUUCACUACUAGAAGUGGGUUAACGUUACAGUUUAUCAUCUAAACAGAGUCGAGGUGAUCUGAAGAGCCGGGUUUGGUCUUACUGAGGAUGUGAGUGAGUGAACACUGAGUCAGGAAGAUGAAGAAACAACGAUGACGUCGCAGCGGUUAUUUCCCUGAUUUCACAGUCAAUCUGUUAACUUGGUUGUUUUGGAGGAACUUUGCCAUGUAGCUCUUCACACCGUGGGAUGUGCAAGUCGUAUUCUAUCGUCUCUAUCUAAAGACUCGGAUACUUACUGCUUUUUUUUUUCUUCGCAAGACGUCUCACUGACUUUUUUUUUUUGUGCAAAAAUGUUGGAUAAGUUGUCACAUCAUUUUACCGCCGAGGAUGAACUUUUCCAUGGAAAGAGUCGGUGGAGUUCAGCAGCGGUUGUUGUGAUUCUCUUGGGUUUGUUUGCUUCGUCCUGCUGGGCAGAGGAGGCAUCCUGUAAAGGAGCCUACGACCUCUACUUUGUUUUAGACAAGUCUGGAAGUGUCGCUGGUGACUGGUUCGAGAUUUACUCGUUUGUGAAGAACCUCACCGACAGAUUUGUGAGCCCCAACUUGAGAGUCUCCUUCAUUGUUUUCUCAGCCCAAGCUACAGUCCUGCUGCCUCUGACUGGAGACAGAUACAAGAUCGAUGAAGGGUUGAAGCGCCUGCGAGCCGUGUCUCCAGCGGGUGAAACGUACAUGCACGAGGGAAUAAAAGAGGCCGCAGCUCAGAUAAAAUCACAGACGUCUAAAUCCUCCAGCAUCAUCCUGGCUUUGACGGACGGGAAACUGGAAGUGUACGUUCACGAGCUCACAGUGAAAGCGGCUGCAGAGGCGAGGACAUACGGCGCUCGCGUCUACUGUGUGGGUAUCAAGGACUUUGAUGAGCAGCAGCUCGCUGACAUCGCCGACACCAAGGACCAAGUGUUUCCUGUCAAAGAUGGCUUCCACGCACUCAAAGGCAUCGUCAAUUCUAUAUUAAAGCGAUCGUGCAUAGAGAUCCUGGAUUUGGGUCCCUCCAGUGUCUGUGUGAACGAGACCUUCGACAUCGUCGUCACAGGGAACGGCUUCAAGCUCGGCAAGACUAAUGAAGGGGUCAUCUGCAACCUUAAAGUCGGCCAGCAAACCAUCAUUCAAAGGCCGAGUACGGUGCUUAAUGAUUAUCUGCUGUGUCCUGCACCAGCGCUCUAUGAAGUCGGACAGACUAUGGAAGUUCUCGUCAGCUUAAACAAUGGAAAAUCCUUCAUCUCCACCCCCUACAUCAUCACUGCUUCCACAUGUUCAGACGGUUUGGCGGUGGCGAUAGUCUUCCUGGUCCUGCUGAUCCUCGUGGCUUUGGCCCUCAUGUGGUGGUUCUGGCCUCUUUGCUGCACAGUGGUCAUCAAAGACCCGCCGCCGCCUCCUCCACCUUCCCGUCCUCCACCACCUGAGCCGGAGCCACUGCCCAAGAAGAAGUGGCCAACUGUGGACGCCUCCUACUAUGGAGGAAGAGGAGCUGGAGGGAUCAAACGCAUGGAGGUACGCUGGGGGGAGAAAGGCUCGACUGAAGAGGGGGCCCGACUGGAGAAGGCGAAGAAUGCUGUAGUGUCCAUACCGGAGGACGUGGAGGAGCCGAUGAUCAAACGUCCCAAACCGAAGCCUGCUCCCACCUACAAUCGAGCCGAGAACAAAUGGUACACUCCCAUCAAGGGUCGUCUCGAUGCUUUGUGGGCUUUGCUGCGGCGGCAGUAUGAUCGAGUCUCCAUCAUGCGUCCCACCACUGCAGACAAGGGUCGUUGUAUGAAUUUCAACCGCGUGCAGCGUCAGUAGAAGAAGAAGACUCGUGUGUGAAAGCCGACAUGUGCUGAUCGCUGUGGACAAGAGAAGAAUUUCAGGUUUUUUUUUUUUUUGAAGAUUGGUAACCAUGCAGCUAAAACCACUAUCUGUUCACUCCGCUUCACUUCCUGCACAAAGUUUCCUUUCUUCUUCUUCUUCUCUGCCCUUUAGAUCUUUAAAGCACACAGGGUGUAAUGUUAAUAUUAACUCUUAUUCAUUAAGUUAUUGUUUUUUUUUAUUAUUCCCAAAUUUUUUACUUUAAUUAAAAAAAAAAAACAUCAGAGCUGAAGCUCAGGACGCCCCAGAACUCAGACUUUGUUAGCUUUUCGUGCGCUCCAAAGGCUUAACAUAUUCUGACCAUAUUGUGCCUUCUCUGAAAAAUCUAAUUUCAUGGACACAGACGGAAGCUAUCUAAAAAAAAAAAAAAAAAAAAAAAGAAGGAAAAACACAGAGAAAGGGGCUGUUUGCCUUUGGCGUGGAAGUCGGAAUAAUCCCAGUGGGCCUCACAAGUGCAGAAGUCCGUUGCCUUUUGGCAAUGUCUCAUCACGAAUCCUCUCCAACUUCAGCAGUGCUGGAUGCCCGGCGGCCGCCCUUUGACUGGCUUAUCUUGUCAUUUUAACACUGAGAAGUGCACACGCAUGACAAAUUGUAGACAGGAUGCCCCAAGGUAUUGGAAGGCAUCAAGACUUUGCCCUUUCGUUGUUUUUUUUUUUUUUUUUUUU
Messenger RNA from Thunnus maccoyii (southern bluefin tuna), 2605 nucleotides. It is a transcript of the gene antxr2a, whose product is annotated as ANTXR cell adhesion molecule 2a. NCBI's taxonomy places the organism in Eukaryota, Metazoa, Chordata, Actinopteri, Scombriformes, Scombridae. The transcript is spliced from 17 exons. Gene Ontology annotation, molecular function: signaling receptor activity. The coding region runs from base 390 to 1877 and encodes 495 amino acids. Gene Ontology annotation, cellular component: membrane. The record is from RefSeq and is a predicted model, not a curated record.